Messenger RNA from Octopus sinensis (East Asian common octopus), 2387 nucleotides. RefSeq names its product mucin-5AC-like. NCBI's taxonomy places the organism in Eukaryota, Metazoa, Mollusca, Cephalopoda, Octopoda, Octopodidae. The coding region runs from base 365 to 2344 and encodes 659 amino acids. Gene Ontology annotation, cellular component: Golgi apparatus; endoplasmic reticulum; perinuclear region of cytoplasm. Gene Ontology annotation, biological process: vacuolar transport; ubiquitin-dependent protein catabolic process; metal ion transport. The transcript has 2 exons. Gene Ontology annotation, molecular function: WW domain binding. The record is from RefSeq and is a predicted model, not a curated record.
GUCGCCAUAUCUGUUGGUUACGUUGUGUGGCAUUAAUCAGCAUACAGACACAGGUGUAGUUUCGUCUUACUUCCGAUUGCGUUUGCUUCGUUCGUCCAUCCUUCUUCCUGCCCGUCUGUGUGCCUGCUUCUUCCUGUUUUCUCUCCGUAUCUGCAACAUUCACACAGAUAUACGUAUUCAUACACGCUCGCAACACACCAUUUUGAGGAACUAUUUUUUACUUUGUCAAGUCAACGAACGUCACGUGAACAACACACACAGGAGGCGAAUUUUUCUUUUAACCUUCACUCAGAGAACACUCUGGCCUCACCGACAUUUCACAGAGCUGCCGUAAAGUUGAAGAAGAAAAAGAGGAAAAAAAGGUAUGGCUAGCUGCCCAUCACCAACGUCCCCGACAUCAUCAUCAUCGUCAUCACCGCCAACAGCAGCAGUAGCAACAGCAGCAGCAGCAUCAGAUGCCAACCCGACACACACGACCAGUGUCGUUUGCCUGGUGGACGAAGAGGACGCGGUUUCGAAGCACCGUCUCGAUGCGUUACCGUCGCAGAAUGCCAGAAUUGCUGCAUGCCAGCCACGGGUUCGCGCCGCCCCUCCAUCAACGAUGAACGUAACCGACAGGACGGAAUCAGCAAAGAUCGCGGAGAAGACUACUUCUACACCCAGACGUGAGUUGAAUGUUGAUUGUAGUCGCCACGACAAUACUAGUUGUAGUAGUAGUAGUAGUAGCAGCAGCAACACCAGUAGCAGUCGUUAUUGCAACAAUAUGAACAGUAAUAACAAUAAUAUAAAUGGUGGCGAUGGUGGUGGUGGUGGUGGUGGUGGUGGUGGUGAUGGUGGAGGUGGAGGUGGUGGUGGAAAUGAUAAUGUUUGUAGUAGUGGUAGUAGUAGUAGUAGUAGUAGUAGUAAUGGUAGAUAUAUUAACAGCGUGAAUGGUGGUGCUGUCGCUGAUGGUUGCAGUAAUAGCAAUAGCAGAGAAGAGGUUGGGGUUUCGAGCUCGGCUUUACCCGCUUCGUCAUCGGUUGUUGUUGUUGUUGUUGACGAGAGAAUACCGACAACAAACAGGCGAUCGUCAGCGGCGUCAACAACAACAACAACAACAACCGCAACAACGACUACGACCACGGCAGCAGCGGCAGUUGCAGCAACAACAACAACAACAGCAGCAGCAGCAACAACAGCAGCAGCAUCAUCAACAUCGACAACAGUGGUAGCAGCAAACGAAGAUAACCCAAUGACGAUGUCGACGACGACGACGAUGACGACGACCAUGGCUACCAGUUCGAGCCCGUCUCGCCGCGUCAGCCCAGUUCCUUCGCUCGAUCUACGAAACCACCACCACCACCACCACGACGAAGAUGCGGUCACGCGUCGUCCAGCCUCCCAGAGCGACACGAGUACCACACCGACCACAACUCCGACGGCGGCGAUAAUGAGGACGCCACCGUCGCCUCGCUCGACAGUGAUUCUGCCUCUGCCCAGGGUUACCGUCACCUCGCCCUCGGAUCUCUGCCCGCCGAACCCCACGUCGACCGUGCAGAUAGAGUCUCAGAGUCAACAGACACCGCCCUCGCCUACGCUGCCACAGCAACAUCCCAGGUCCGUGGUCAUCGUUCCAUUUCCUACGACCCUUUCGACGGCUACCCAGCUCAGCCUCAACACGAUGGAACCACCGCCGCUGCCUAUGGACACGUCUGCCUUGCCACCGCCGCCUCCUUACGAAGGAUUCAUCAAAGAUGACGACGGCGACGGUGGAAUCCGCCGCACGCCUGAUGGCUACGGGCUCGCUCACCUGGAUAAUUUACCGUCCUACGCCGUAGCCACCGACCUGCCCACCUAUGAAGAGGCCGAAAUAGCCAAAGCUAAUGAAAUGCGUGAGAAUCGAGACCGGACCCACGGUACCAACGGCGCGCAGGUGCCACCUACGGGCCAACAGCAACAACAACAGCAGCAACAUAUGAAUUACCCCGAAGACGAAAGAGUUCCGAGUUACGAUCCCUAUCACCUGACCGGGGUGUCUCUCGGCACCGACUGGAUCUUCCUCUGUACGUUUGCCAUCUCAUUCUUGUUUAACUGGCUCGGCUUCCUCAUCUCCCUGUGUAUCACCAACACGGUAGCUGGUCGUUGUGGUGCUCUGUCCGGUCUUGGUUUGUCACUGGUCAAGUGGGUGGUGAUAAUGAAACACAACACGAUGGCCCAGGGCUUCAUGCAAGGUGAUUCCUGGGUCUGGUGGAUCCUCAUGAUCUGUGGUUUUCUCCUGUUCCUCAGAGGAUGCAUUCAAUACGUCAACAUGAAAUACGAAUGGAGAAGGAUUUUCGUCCGACUUCAACAAAUGUAUUUUUCGUGAAUAACCUUCACCUCGCCCCAUCCCAAAAAUUCAAAAUAGAAGG